CACACUUCUCUCCUCAGCGAUGGCUACGCAGACAGCAGAGCUCCAGCCCUACAUCUCUAAAUGUGUGUCUCACACCUCCCGGUGCUGAGCUCUGAGGCUCCCAGUGACCUCUUGGUAAUCAGCCUUGGCUGGGUCCAAAUCCCCACCCCUUGGAAAAGUCACGGAGCCUGACGUCUGUCUGCCUGUGAGCUGCUUUCAGCAAAGACCUCACAAGCAGCUACUCAAUCUCUCUUGGUAGCAAAUUGCCAAACCAGGCCCGUUUCCUCAAAAGAUGGUAGAGGACUUAGCAGCUUCCUAUGUUGCUCUGAAAUUGGAGAAUGAAAUUCUGCAGGCUCAAGUGAAAAGGCUCACGGAAGAAAAUGCAGCCCUCCAGGCCCAGAUACCAGAGCUCCAGAAAUCCGGAGCAGCCAAAGAGCAUGAACCACUCCAAAAGCCCUCAGAGGCCCAAGAGCCCCCAGAGUCCCCAGAGUCCCCAGAGUCCCCAGAACUUCCAGCAGCCAGGGCCUCACAAAACCCCUGGGAACCUCCAGCAACCACAGAGCCCAGGAAGCCCACAAAGAUCAGAGAGCCCAGGGACCUCUCAGCCAUUAGGGAGCUCAGGGGACACCCAGAGAUCAAGGAGCCCAGGGAACCUUCAACCAUUAGCGAGCCCAGGGGUCCCUCAGAGAUCAAGGAGCCCAGGGAACCUUCAGCUGUCAGAGACCUCAUGGGACUCCCAGAGACCAGUGAGUUUGGAGGAUCCUCAACCAUCACAGAGUUCAGGGGAUCCCCAGAGAUCAAGGAGCCCCAUUCAUCCCCAAAGUUCAAGGAAUACUGGGGACACCAGGAGCUUCCAAAGGCCAAGGAGUCCUGGGAGCCCCCAGAACCCCUGGAUUCCACAGCAGCCUGGGGACUCCAAGAGCCUUCAAAGGACAAGAAGGCUCACAAACCCCCAGAGCUCCAGGAGCUCACAGCCUGGAAGCCUCCAGCAAUCAAGAAACCCCAGGAGACCCAGAAUGCUCUGGAGUCCGCAGCAAACCAGAGGCCCCAGGCAUCCCCAAGGGGUUAUGAUCUCCCAGCAGCCUGUGAGGCGGAGCCCACAGACAACCAGGGUACCCCAGCCCUCAAGGAGCUCCAGAAUUCACAGCUCCACGACUCUACAAAUGAUGAGGAGUCUCAGACGGUUUCAGAAUACCGGGAGACCUCAUCACAGCUGGAGCCCCUUGAGCAUCCACCCACCCAGGAGACUCUGGAGCCUGGGGUGCCCCAGGAGUCUCCGGACCCCUCAGAUGCCAAGGAGUUCCUAGAACUCUCAGUAGCUGAAGAGUCCCUAGAAGGCCUUAUAGUUGUGAGAACAGGAACAGAACAGGCCCAGCGAGAAUUAGAGGCUGCAACUUUGCCCCUGGAGUACCCUUUGGCCUUCAGUGAGGAUUUUCAGAAACUCUCUGAAUUUUUCGUUCAGCUGAACGGUUACCUGAGAACCAGAGGGUAUCCCACUGAAGCAGCUCUAGUGAGCUUUGUUGGCAGCUUCUUCUCAGGUGAGGCAGGAAGGUUGUUCCAUCCCUUAUUAGAUAGCCAACCCCCCCUCCUGGAGCAAUUUGAAAGGCUACUGCGAGCGCUCCAAGAUACUCUUGACAAUCCUGAAAGUUUGGGAGUUGCUAACCAGGGCCUCCCUCAACUUUGCCAAGGGGAAGGCCUUGCCCCCAGAUACUCAACCCGCCUCCACCUCAUUGCUCAAGAGUUAAAUUCGGGUGAAAACACACUCUGCAUCCAAUUUCAAGAAGAUCUUGCCAGUUCUACUCAAAAUGAACUGUCGUGCACAAGUCCAUCCACCAACAUAUCUGAUGUGAUCAUUGAGUGUGUCACCCUCAAAGAGAAGGCAAGUGGCGGGGCAGAUUCCAGGUCAUCAUCCUCUGAAGAGGAAAAUGGGUCGGAAAGUCCACCCACUGAAAACCAACCUGUUCAAGUCACAAGUAAUCGUCCCCACCUCAGCGAGGCUGAACGGGCCAGACGCCGCGAAGGCCACUUGUGCCUCUACUGUGGCCAUCCUGGUCAUUUUGCCAGAGACUGUCCUGUCAAGCCUCAUCGUGCCCAGCAGGCGGGAAACAUGGAGGCCCGGCGGUAAGGGGGAUCCCG
Messenger RNA from Apodemus sylvaticus (European woodmouse), 2115 nucleotides. It is a transcript of the gene Rtl3, whose product is annotated as retrotransposon Gag like 3. Lineage: Eukaryota; Metazoa; Chordata; Mammalia; Rodentia; Muridae. The record is from RefSeq and is a predicted model, not a curated record. Gene Ontology annotation, molecular function: nucleic acid binding; zinc ion binding. Bases 272 to 2104 code for a protein of 610 amino acids. The transcript is spliced from 2 exons.